AUGACUCUGCCACACAUCCCCGGAAAUGUGGGGGAACCCCAACCCCCCCAGACAGUGGAGGUCCACAGGCUGGAGCACCACCAGGAGGAAGAGCACAAGGAGGAACGGCAGCACCACCUGCACAUGGGCUCCUCAGUGCAGAGGCGAACCUACCGCAGCAGUGAGGAAGAACAGAAGUUCAGCGCCGCAGACUAUGCCCUGGCAGCGGCUCUGGCUCUGACGUCCACUGAGACAUCAAGGGAGGCCAGAUUGAGACGCCAGACCUCCUCUGUGGAGCUGGAGGAGCGAGGGCAGAAACGGGUGGGCUUUGGCAACGACUUGGAGAAGACCGAGAAGGCCUUCCUGCGGACCCAGCGGCUGCUGCGCCAACGCCGAGACUGGAAGGGCCUGCGACAGAGGACAGAAGCAAAGAUCCGGGAGGCUAAGGAAUUUCAGGAGCUGUGCUCGGGCCGAGGGCCCUGGUUCUGGAUGCCCCUGCGUUCCCACGCCGUCUGGGAGGGCUCCACGGUCCUGCUGACCUGCACCAUCCAGGGCUCGCCUCCACCCCAGGUCACCUGGUACAAAAAUGAUAUUCGCCUUGAUCCCCGCCUCUUUCCUGCCGGAAAGUUUCGAAUCACUAACAACUAUGGGCUGCUGACCCUGGAGAUCAGGAGAUGCACAGUGGAUGAUGCAGCCACCUACUCGGUAAUCGCUAAGAACUCCCAUGGCCAGGCCUCCUCUUUUGCCAAGGUCCUUGUACGGACGUACCUGGGCAAGGAUGCUGGCUUCGAUUCAGAGAUCUUUAAAAGACUGAUGCUGGGACCUGUGGUGGAGUUCACAUCAGUGCUGGCUCCUGUCUUUGCUCGUGAGAAGGAGCCUUUCACUCUGUCCUGCUUGUUUUCGGAAGAUGUAUUAGAUGCUGAGCAAACCAUCCAGUGGUUCCGAGAUGGGAAGCUGCUUAGGCCAUCAGGACGGCGGCAGAUGGCCUAUGCAGACCGCCAGGCUUCCCUGAAGGUGUCCUGUGCCCACAAGGAGGAUGAGGGACUCUACAUGGUGCGGGUGUCCUCACCUUCCGGGCCCCGGGAGCAGAGCGCCUAUGUAUUUGUGAGAGAUGCUUCUGCAGAGAAACCAGGAGCUCCGGGCUCACCACUGAAUGUCCAAUGCCUGGAUGUGAACAGAGACUGCCUGGUUCUGAGUUGGACCCCACCCAGCAACACCCGGGGCAGCGCCAUCACUGGCUAUGUCAUCGAGAGGUGCCAGGGAGAGUCUGGGCAGUGGGUGUCCUGCCAUGAGGCCCCUGGUGAGACCUGUCGGUGUCCAAUCCAAGGGCUUGUUGAAGGUCAGAGCUAUCGGUUUCGGGUGAGAGCCAUCAGCAAAGCUGGCCGCAGUCUCCCAUCUAAAGCCUCGAACUCGGUGAUCAUGGGCGAUAAUGUAAAAGCCCAGACGAAGAAAGAGAUUUCCUUUGAUCUGGGGAACAAGAUCACAAUCAGUACAGAUGACUUUGAAGACUUUGUGGUCCUUCCCUCACCCCCAACCAAUGUCCAUGCCAUGGAGACCUGUGAGUCCUACGUGGUCCUGGGCUGGGAGGAGCCAAGCCCCAAGGGCAAGUCCCCUCUGACAUACUCGGUGGAAAAGUCUGUCAUCGGCAGUGGCACCUGGGAGGCCAUCAGCUCAGAGACACCCGUGAGGUCCCCGAGGUUCUCCCUGUUGGAUCUGGAGAAAGGGAAGUCGUAUGUCUUCAGGGUGCGCGCCAUGAACCAGUACGGCUUGAGCGAUCCCUCAGAGCCCAGUGAGCCAGUGGCCUUGAAGGGGAAACAAGCUCCUCUCCCUCCUCCUGCUCAAGUCCAAGUGCUUCGAGACACCCAGACCUCGGUGUCUCUGAACUGGACUCCUGUAGAAGAAGGCUCCGGGCUCCUAGGUUAUUACAUCUACUCACGGGAGGUGGGAGCAUCUGAGUGGCAAACUGUCAACAACAAGCCCAUUCCAGGAAACAAGUUCAACAUUCCCGGGCUGAGGACAGGGAAGGAAUAUGAGUUUUGUGUGAGGUCCGUGAGUGAGGCCGGAGUAGGGGAGCGCUCUACCCCAACAGAGCCCAUCAGGGUGAAGCAGGCUCUGGCUACUCCCUCUGCUCCAUACGAUUUCACCCUCCUGAACUGUGGAAAGAAUGACAUGGUCAUUGGCUGGAAAGCCCCCAAGCGUUGUGGAGGAGGCAAGAUCCUGGGCUACUUCCUGGACCAGCAUGACUCAGAAGAGCUGGACUGGCACCCGGUCAAUCAGCAGCUUGCCCCUCCCCGGGUCUGCAAGGUCAGCCACCUUCAGGAGGGCCACUUCUAUGAAUUCCGGGCCCGGGCAGCCAACUGGGCAGGAGUUGGAGAGCUGUCAGCGCCCAGCAGCCUGUUCGAGUGUAAAGAGUGGACCAUGCCCCAGCCAGGACCCCCAUAUGAUGUCCGGGCAUCUGAAGUGCGGGCCACCUCCUUAAUGCUGCAGUGGGAGCCGCCACUCUACAUUGGGGCUGGGCCUGUCACUGGCUACCGUGUCAGUUUCCAGGAAGAGGGGUCUGAAGAGUGGAAGCCAGUCUCCCCAGAUGUCAUCACUGCCACCCACCUUAGGAUCUCUGACCUGCAGACAGGGAAGACUUACAUGUUCCAGGUGCAGGCAGUGAAUUCAGCUGGACCAGGGCGACCAUCCAUGCCCUCGGACCCAAUCCUCCUAGAGGACAAGCCAGAGGCCCGGGAAAUUGAGGUCGGGGUGGACAAGGAAGGUUUGAUCUACUUGGCUUUUGAAGCCCCUGAAGCCCCCGACUCCUCCGAGUUCCAGUGGUCCAAGGACUACAAGGGUCCACCAGACCCCCAGAGGGUCAAGACUGAGGAGGGGGCAAAUAAGUCCAAGGUCAUCCUCAAGGAGCCUGAUCUCCAGGAUUUGGGCACCUACUCAGUAGUGGUCACUAAUGCUGAUGAAGACAUCUCUGCCAGUCACACACUGACAGAGGAAGAACUGAACAAGCUGAAGAAACUGAGCCAUGAGAUCCAAAACCCAGUGAUCAAGCUCAUUUCUGGCUGGAAAGUGGACAUCCUUGAACAAGGCGAGGUGCGACUUUGGCUGGAGGUAGAAAAGCUAUCUCCAGCAGCAGAGCUACAUCUGAUUUUCAACGAGAAGGAGAUCUUCAGCUCACCGAAUCGCAAAAUCAAUUUUGACCGGGAGAAGGGCCUGGUGGAAGUGAUCAUCCAGAACUUGUCUGAAGAUGACAAAGGAUCCUACACCGCGCAGCUCCAAGACGGGAAGGCCAAAAACCAGAUCACGCUGGCACUGGUGGAUGACGAUUUUGACAAACUUCUAAGAAAGGCAGAUGCUAAGAGGAGAGACUGGAAGAGAAAACAGGGUCCUUACUUCGAGGAGUACUUGCAGUGGAAGGUCAACGAGGACUGCCAAGUGCUACUGACAUGCAAGGUGACCAACACCAAGAAGGAGACCCGAUUCCAGUGGUUCUUCCAAAAGAAAGAGCUGCUGGAAGGUCAGUAUGACCCCCAGACAGGAGCGGGACUUCUCUGCCUGGAAGAGAUGUCCUCAGAGCACAAGGGCAUUUACAGAACUGUUGUUUCCGAUGAACGAGGGGAGGACGACUCCAUCCUAGACCUUACAGGCGAAGCUCUGGAAGCUGUCUUCACUGAGUUGGGCAGGAUUGGUGCCCUCUCCGCGACCCCACUGGCCAUCCAGGGCACAGAGGAAGGGGUGCGUCUUGUCAGCAAAGUCAAGUACUUCAACGUGGAAUACAUGAAAACCUCCUGGUUCCACAAAGAGAAGCGCCUGGAGAGUGGGGACCGGGUGAAGGCCGGCACCACCCUGAAAGAGAUCUGGCUUCAUAUUCUGGACCCCAAAGACUCUGACAAGGGCAAGUAUACCUUGGAGAUUGCAGCCGGCAAGGAGAAACAGCAGCUCUCAGUGGACCUCUCAGGGCAAGCUUUUGAUGAUGCAGUGGCCGAACACCAGCGACUGAAGGCUGCUGCCAUCAUUGAGAAGAAUCGUGCCAAAGUGGUGAGGGGCCUGCCUGAUGUGGCCACAAUCAUGGAGGAUAAGACCUUGUGCUUAACCUGCGUCAUCUCAGGAGACCCUGCCCCUGAGAUCACAUGGCUGAAGAAUGAGCAACCUGUCCACUUCCUGGACCGAUAUCACAUGGAAGUGAAGGGGUCAGAGGUCACUGUCACCAUUGAGAAGGUCAACUCUGAAGACAGUGGGCGCUAUGGCAUCUUUGUCAAGAACAAGUAUGGUUCAGAGACUGGCCAGGUCACCAUUGGCGUUUUCAAGCAUGGAGAGGAGCCCCAGGAGCUUAAGCUGUGA
Molecule: messenger RNA, 4314 nt
Organism: Suncus etruscus (white-toothed pygmy shrew)
Lineage: Eukaryota; Metazoa; Chordata; Mammalia; Eulipotyphla; Soricidae
Gene: MYOM3
Product: myomesin 3
Exons: 36
Coding region: 1-4314 (1437 amino acids)
Molecular function (GO): protein binding
Source: RefSeq, a predicted model, not a curated record